Suillus subalutaceus is the source of this 990-nucleotide messenger RNA. Its product is annotated as WD40-repeat-containing domain protein. The transcript has 3 exons. The record is from RefSeq and is a predicted model, not a curated record. Lineage: Eukaryota; Fungi; Basidiomycota; Agaricomycetes; Boletales; Suillaceae. Bases 302 to 949 code for a protein of 215 amino acids. Gene Ontology annotation, molecular function: protein binding.
GAGAGGCUCAUCGGAAUAUCAGGCCCCCAGGUAAUACAUGGCUUCAUGCACACGAUCUACAUCACCAUCUCCGCAACUGUCUACUUUACGUUUUCUUCGUUCUGCGUCACCGUGUCAAUGUUUCCGGAUUCAGAACUGGCUCGGGGGGACAGUGCAAUGAUACCUCCCUGAUCGACAAUGUUUAUUUACUCUGGCCUCUCCCUGAUCAUAGGUCACGACGCCACUUUUAUGUAUCGUCGUAUGCAGUCGGUGCCUUGCACAGGUACUCAUCUUGACCACAGACCGUCAGUCAGCGAUAAGCAUGUCCAAUAAUGCAGUCGUACCCGCAGAGCGAGAUCAAAAGCCCAGCGCGAAAGGCUACAGGCAAGCGCUUGGGUCACGUCGAGAGCCUUUCAAGAUAUUUGAAGGUCACAGGCAGCCCAUCAGGUCCAUUGCCACAUUACCAGACGGCCUGAGAAUAGCGACCGGGUCUUGGGAUAGGACAAUAUGCAUAUGGAGGCUUGAGGAUGGCGCGGAAAUGGUGAAGUGGCAGGUGAAGAAGAACAUCGGCUCACUUGUAAUCUCGCAACACGGGAAACACGUGGUUUCCGCUGAGGGACUGUUCCCAAGCGCUGACGAUAUUCAUACAGAGCAUUGGAAACUUUGGGUGCGUGAUGCUGAAAGUGGGAAGGUUGUCGCAGGUCCCUUGGACACUCAUACCAACGUCGUGCGUGGUUUGGAUGUUUCCCCUGAUGGCGAAAUCCUGGCCAACGGGUCGUGGGACCACACAAUGAUUUUAUGGGAUACCAGGUCCUGGCAGAGAAAAGGCGGUCCUAUCUGGUGUCGCUUAUACGUCCUUGACGUCCGGUUUUCCCCGUCCGGUCAACUCGGUAUUGCUACUAAAGAAGAUAUCCAAAUAUGGGACUUGGAGCGAACAGGAGUGUCUUGCUCAAUUCAAGGGCCAUGCUGAUUUCAAAGGUGUAUGGAACAUGUCACUCACCUGGACUCUCG